Molecule: messenger RNA, 7470 nt
Organism: Pseudopodoces humilis (Tibetan ground-tit)
Lineage: Eukaryota; Metazoa; Chordata; Aves; Passeriformes; Paridae
Gene: ITSN1
Product: intersectin 1
Biological process (GO): intracellular signal transduction; positive regulation of Rho protein signal transduction
Molecular function (GO): calcium ion binding; protein binding; guanyl-nucleotide exchange factor activity
Source: RefSeq, a predicted model, not a curated record
CGGGCGCCGCUCCGGCCCCUCCGGCCCCUCGGUCCCCUGGCCGCGGCCGGGGCUGUGAGUAGGGCCUGCACAGACAUGAGGCAUCUAUUAACAAGCUAAAAGUGACAGAACCAUGGCUCAGUUUCCAACACCUUUUGGGGGCAACCUGGAUAUCUGGGCUAUUACUGUGGAGGAGAGAGCGAAGCAUGAUCAACAGUUCCAUAGUCUGAAACCAACUGCUGGAUUUAUCACUGGUGAUCAAGCCAGGAACUUUUUUUUCCAAUCUGGGUUACCUCAGCCAGUGCUAGCACAGAUAUGGGCUCUAGCUGACAUGAACAAUGAUGGGAGGAUGGAUCCCUUGGAGUUUUCCAUAGCUAUGAAACUCAUCAAGCUGAAGCUCCAGGGGUAUCAGCUCCCGGCCACGCUGCCGCCCGUCAUGAAGCAGCCACCCCUCGCCCUGCCCGGUGCCCCAGGAUUUGGUCUCGGGGGCAUUGCCAACAUGCCAUCCCUCUCCACUGUGGCCCCAGUGCCCAUGGCAUCCAUCCCAGUCGUGGGGAUGUCCCCCCCACUGGUGUCCUCUGUCCCCGCCGCCGUCCCUCCCCUGGCUAACGGAGCUCCUGCUGUCAUCCAGCCCCUGCCUGCUUUCGCUCACCCCGCCACUUUGCCAAAGAGUUCUUCCUUCAGCCGCUCCGGGCCGGGAGCUCAGCUCAAUGCAAAGCUGCAAAAGGCACAAUCCUUCGACGUGGCCAGCUCUCCUGCCGUGGCAGAGUGGGCUGUGCCUCAGUCCUCACGGCUCAAGUACCGGCAGCUCUUCAACAGCCACGACAAAACCAUGAGUGGACACUUGACAGGUCCCCAAGCAAGAACGAUUCUUAUGCAGUCAAGUUUACCCCAGGCUCAGCUGGCUACAAUAUGGAAUCUCUCUGACAUUGAUCAAGAUGGGAAGCUGACAGCUGAGGAGUUUAUCCUGGCUAUGCACCUCAUUGAUGUAGCAAUGUCUGGUCAGCCACUGCCACCUGCCCUGCCCCCUGAGUACAUCCCACCUUCCUUCAGAAGAGUCCGCUCUGGCAGUGGAGUUUCUGCUGCCAGUUCAGUGUCUGUAGACCAAAGGUUACCAGAAGAACCAGCACUGGAAGAAGAACAGCAGCAACUGGAAAAGAAAUUGCCAGUGACGUUUGAGGACAAGAAACGGGAGAACUUUGAGCGGGGUAACCUGGAGCUGGAGAAGCGCAGGCAGGCACUGCUGGAGCAGCAGCGCAAGGAGCAGGAGCGGCUGGCCCAGCUGGAGAGGGCCGAGCAGGAGAGGAAGGAGCGCGAGCGACAGGAGCAGGAGCGCAAGCGGCAGCUGGAGCUGGAGAAGCAGCUGGAGAAACAGCGGGAGCUGGAGCGGCAGCGCGAGGAGGAGAGGAGGAAGGAAAUUGAGAGGAGAGAGGCUGCCAAACGGGAGCUGGAGAGGCAGAGGCAGCUGGAGUGGGAGCGCAACCGACGGCAGGAGCUGCUGAACCAGAGGAACAAGGAGCAGGAGGACAUCGUGGUGCUGAAGGCAAAGAAGAAAACCCUGGAAUUUGAACUGGAAGCUCUUAAUGAUAAGAGAAAUCAGUUGGAGGGGAAGCUUCAGGAUAUCAGGUGUCGGCUGUCGACCCAAAGACAAGAAAUUGAAAGUACAAAUAAAUCCAGAGAGCUCAGAAUUGCAGAAAUCACCCAUUUGCAGCAGCAGCUACAGGAGUCCCAGCAGAUGCUGGGCAGGCUGAUUCCAGAGAAGCAGCUCCUGAAUGAUCAGCUCAAGCAAGUCCAGCAGAACAGUUUGCACAGGGAUUCCCUUCUCACCAUCAAAAGAGCCUUGGAAGCCAAGGAACUGGCACGGCAGCAGCUCCGGGACCAGCUGGAUGAGGUGGAGAAAGAAACCAGAUCUAAACUGCAGGAAAUUGAUAUUUUCAAUAAUCAGCUGAAGGAGCUGAGAGAAAUCCAUAACAAACAGCAGCUCCAGAAGCAGAAGAGCUUGGAAGCUGAGAGGUUGAAACAGAAGGAACAGGAAAGGAAGACAGUGGAGCUGGAAAAGCAAAAAGAAGCUCAGAGGCGGGUCCAGGACAAACCGCGGCCAGAGCGGGGACAGCCGGAGGAAGAAGCACAGUGGCAAAAAAAAAUCCCAGAAGAUGACAAACAAAAAAGGGAAGAACUCCCCAGGAAGAAGGAAAGUGAGGAUAAGGGGAAACAGGAAAUGCAGGAGAAGCUGAGUAAACUCUUCCAGCCCCACCAGGAGCCGAACAAGCCCGGCCAGGCUCCGUGGUCCAACGCAGAGAAAGCUCCUCUAACCAUUUCUGCUCAGGAGGAUGUAAAAAUAGUGUAUUAUAGAGCUCUGUAUCCUUUUGAAUCCAGAAGCCACGAUGAGAUCACCAUCCAGCCUGGAGACAUCGUCAUGGUGGAUGAAAGCCAGACUGGAGAGCCAGGGUGGCUUGGUGGAGAGCUGAAGGGGAAAACUGGAUGGUUCCCUGCGAACUACGCAGAGAAAAUUCCAGACAGUGAAGUUCCAACCUCUGCCAAGCCCGCGGCCGAGCCCUCUGCAGCUCCCAAAGUGUCUGUGCAGGAAAGCUCCACUGCCCUGGCAGCUCCUGCCCCUCCAGAGGCUCCUGCAGCAGCCAACAACUGGGCAGACUUCAGCUCCACCUGGCCAACAAACACCAGUGAGAAGCCAGAGAGUGAUAACUGGGAUGCCUGGGCAGCUCAGCCUUCCCUGACCGUGCCCAGCGCGGGGCAGCUCCGGCAGCGCUCGGCCUUCACUCCUGCCACCGUCACAGGCUCGUCCCCCUCGCCUGUCCUGGGCCAGGGUGAAAAAGUGGAGGGGCUUCAAGCACAAGCUCUGUAUCCUUGGAGAGCAAAGAAGGACAACCACCUGAACUUCAACAAGAACGAUGUGAUCACAGUGCUGGAGCAGCAGGACAUGUGGUGGUUUGGGGAGGUGCAGGGACAGAAGGGCUGGUUUCCCAAAUCCUACGUCAAGCUCAUUUCAGGCCCCAUUAGGAAAUCCACGAGCAUGGAUUCUGGUUCCUCAGAAAGUCCUGCUAGUCUGAAAAGAGUAGCAUCCCCAGCAGCCAAGGCAGCGAUGUCAGGGGAAGAGUACAUUGCCAUGUACACCUACGAGAGCUCGGAGCAGGGAGACCUCACUUUCCAACAAGGUGACCUGAUCCUGGUGACAAAGAAAGAUGGUGACUGGUGGACGGGAACGCUGGGUGAUAAAUCAGGAGUUUUCCCAUCUAAUUAUGUGAGACUCAAAGAUUCUGAGGCUCCAGGAGCAGCUGGGAAAACGGGAAGCUUAGGGAAGAAACCUGAAAUUGCCCAAGUUAUUGCCUCUUACACAGCAACAGGCCCAGAACAGCUGACUCUUGCUCCUGGCCAGUUGAUCCUCAUCAGAAAGAAGAAUCCAGGUGGUUGGUGGGAAGGAGAGCUCCAAGCGCGGGGCAAGAAGCGCCAGAUCGGCUGGUUCCCGGCCAACUACGUCAAACUGCUGAGCCCUGGCACCAGCAAGAGCACCCCCACCGAGCUGCCCAGGCCUGCAGCAGCCUCAGUGUGCCAGGUGAUCGGAAUGUACGACUACAGCGCGCAGAACGACGACGAGCUGGCCUUCAACAAGGGCCAGAUCAUCACCGUGCUCAACAGGGAGGACCCCGACUGGUGGAAGGGGGAGGUCAACGGCCACGUGGGGCUCUUCCCAUCCAACUACGUGAAGCUGACCACGGACACGGACCCGAGCCAGCAGUGGUGUGCAGACCUGCACCUGCUGGACAUGCUGACCCCCACCGAGAGGAAGAGGCAGGGCUACAUCCACGAGCUCAUCGUCACCGAGGAGAACUACGUCAAUGACCUGCAGCUGGUGACAGAGAUCUUCCAGAAACCACUGAUGGAGUCUGAGCUGGUCACAGAAAAAGAAGUUGCCAUGAUUUUUGUUAACUGGAAGGAGCUGAUAAUGUGCAAUAUUAAACUACUGAAGGCCCUGCGUGUGAGGAAGAAGAUGUCUGGGGAGAAGAUGCCGGUGAAGAUGAUCGGGGACAUCCUGACAGCGCAGCUGCCCCACAUGCAGCCCUACAUCAGGUUCUGCAGCUGCCAGCUCAACGGGGCCGCCCUCAUCCAGCAGAAAACGGAUGAAGUGCCCGACUUCAAGGAGUUUGUCAAGAGGUUAGCAAUGGAUCCUCGCUGUAAAGGAAUGCCACUAUCAAGUUUUCUACUAAAGCCUAUGCAACGGGUAACCAGAUACCCACUAAUAAUUAAAAAUAUAAUAGAGAACACCCCUGAGAACCACCCUGACCACAGCCACCUGAAGCACGCCCUGGAGAAGGCGGAGGAGCUGUGCUCGCAGGUGAACGAGGGCGUGCGGGAGAAGGAGAACUCGGACAGGCUGGAGUGGAUCCAGGCCCACGUGCAGUGCGAGGGGCUCUCCGAGCAACUCGUUUUUAAUUCAGUUACAAACUGCUUGGGACCACGCAAGUUCCUGCACAGUGGGAAGCUCUAUAAAGCCAAGAGUAACAAGGAGCUGUAUGGUUUUCUCUUCAACGACUUCCUCCUCCUCACUCAGAUCAUAAAACCUCUUGGCUCUUCUGGCACAGACAAGGUCUUCAGCCCCAAGUCCAACCUGCAAUACAAAAUGUACAAAACUCCCAUUUUCCUAAACGAGGUACUGGUAAAAUUACCCACAGACCCUUCUGGAGAUGAGCCCAUCUUCCACAUCUCCCACAUUGACAGAGUCUACACGCUCCGGGCCGAAAGCAUUAAUGAAAGGACUGCCUGGGUCCAGAAGAUCAAAGCUGCUUCAGAACUUUACAUAGAGACUGAGAAGAAGAAGAGGGAAAAGGCCUACUUAGUUCGCUCUCAGAGAGCAACAGGCAUCGGGAGGCUGAUGGUGAACGUUGUUGAAGGCAUUGAACUGAAGCCCUGCAGGUCCCAUGGAAAGAGCAACCCCUACUGUGAGGUGACCAUGGGCUCUCAGUGCCACAUCACCAAGACCAUCCAGGACACCCUCAAUCCCAAGUGGAAUUCCAACUGCCAGUUCUUUAUCAAGGACCUGGAGCAGGACGUGCUGUGCAUCACGGUGUUCGAGCGGGACCAGUUCUCCCCGGAUGACUUUUUGGGCAGGACAGAGAUCCGUGUGGCAGACAUCAAGAAGGAUCAGGGUUCCAAGGGACCAGUUACGAAGUGUCUCCUCCUGCACGAAGUCCCCACGGGAGAGAUCGUGGUGCGCCUGGACCUGCAGCUGUUCGAUGAGCCUUAGGAGAGAGGGGCCGGUAUCGGAAUUCAGCCAGAGGUCACUGCAGGAGGUGUCUGCAGAAGCUGUCACUGAGUCCUUGCUGGUGUGGCAUGAAACUACUGCUCGCCCUUCACACGUCAGAGGGUUAUCAAAGCAAACAGGAGCAUCUUUGUGCCUUGAUAAUUCUCACUGAACACAUGAAUCCCAAUUUGGUGAGGAGAUCUCUGUCAAUCUCUCUGUGUGGAACUUGGCGUUGCUUUCCUGGGCUGGUGAAACAAUCCUGUUGUUCCCUGUUGUGCCGCAGUCGGGAGGGCUGGCAAACCACAUGGGUGGCUCUGCUUGCUCCAGUUGCCCUGCUCUUUAAUUCCCAUGGAGGAGGCAGUGUGGGUGUGUUUUGGAGGCUUUCUGAGGGUUUUCCCCCUUCAGGAGUUCUGUGCCUAUUGCUCAGCAGAGUGGUGUGUAAAUGUGAGUGAAUGGAAGGAGCGGUCCGCAGCAAGAUCUGCAAAAGAUCUUCACGACGGUACUGAAAAGACUUAGAAAAUAAAUAGUCUAUAUCUAUAAACAGAGAAGAUUCUAUUAACAUACCACUUCAUGACUCGUGUUGCCCCUGAAAAUAGAAGAUGUCCAGGCCUUCUGCACAGAGGUGAAUGGCGCUCCAACCCCCGGUCCCUUUGGGAGUCGCUGCUGUCCCCAGGAGUGUCCGUGCUGGGGCAGGGAGCCGAGGGUGAGGCCCAGAGCCCUGCUGGGUGCCGUGUGUGACUCCUGGCUGCUGCUGCUCCAAGGGCCAGCGGCACCUGCCCUGAGGGAGAAGAAACCAGCUCCGUGGUCAUGGCUCCAGCGAAGUUCCAGCCUGCAGAGCCGGGUGUGCAGGGCAGUCUGUGGUGCCCAGGCAGGGAGCUGAGCCCUGCUCACCUUGUGCAGCCCCGUCCUGCAGCUCCCCAGGGAACCCAAAGCCAUCGGGGGAAUGCCAGGGCUCUCCAUCCUUUUCACCCCAUGGAUAACAAGGUCCAGGCCCACAUCCCUGUUUGGCAAAGCUCCCGGCUCCAGGCGGGCACCGACGUCUGUGUGAGUGCUCUGCUGAGUCCGGACUCGGGGGACAAAAGAUCCCUGAGAGUCAAAUUCCUCUUUGUUCUGCUUGGAUUCCUUUUGUUCAUGCCCUGCCACGCAUCCACUGGUAUUUUUGUAAGGACUUCAUUCCGGAUGGGAGGUGCCGGCCCGUGUCAUUCGCAUGUGAACGUUCUCGUGGAGCUGUUGUUAGGUUUCGGUGUUCCUUGCAUGUCCUUUCAGUACUGGUUCCCACCUCUCCUGUGUCGGCGGUGUUCUCUAGCACUCCAAGUCUUAUUGGUUUCCAUUAGGAAAUUAGGAUAUAUCCAUAACAGGUAGGUAGAUCAGUAUGGUAAUAAGUGUAAACUGUGCUGGGAAGUGUCUGUGUAUUAUAAUUUCCUAAAAGACCACUGUAAUGUUUCAAGCAAUGGGAAGGAAAAAAAAUGUAUGUUGGAGGGACAACAAAGUUUACAUUUCAUACUUUUCAGAAUCGCUUUAUUAUUUAUUUAUUGAAGAUAGUGUAGAAUUUUGUAUCAGAAAUGACAGACAUACUUAUGUAUUUUUUGAAACAAAACAGAGAUACACACUUUAGUUAGAAACUUUCAACUGACCACAUUUUAGAGGGAGUGUGACUUCCUAGGCAUGCAUUUGUUUACCACUAACUGGCUGAAAACACAGUUAAGAAAACUUUAAGUUUCUAUUUUUCAAUGUUGUUAAGAAAAUUGUUUCAAUCAAAAUAUGUAAAUAGUACUAAACCCAUGCUUUCCUAAUUCCAUAUCAAUACAUUUUAUUAAAUAUAAUGUAUAUGAAAAUACACAUUGUUGUGGUAGGAUAAAAAAAAGUGAUAAAAUCUAUUACUGGAGUACCAUUAAAUGUCAUUGUCUAACCUUUUAUUGCUGUCCUAAUUUUACUCAGAGCUGCCAGCAGGGUGAACAUUCAUUUCAGGGUUUCACAAGUAGCAUCACUUUUUUAAUAGUGUCAUUUCACCAGCAUCAGUUACAGUGACGGCUGAACUGGCCAAAAGGACAAAAAAAUCUCGUGUCUGGAACGCAGGAACCUUGGGCAGGGUUUUGGAGGGAGCCCCAAGGAGCUGAGGCUCAUUUGGUGCUGCAGGUGGGGGACCUUUCCCUCAGGUUGAGCCAUGUCAUGGGCAUCACAGAAUCCCAGAUUGGGUUGGGCUGGAGGGGCCUCAGAGCCCACCCAUUCCCAGC